GUUAUCGCUCUCACGUCUCACCUCCAUUCCCUCCAACACGUCUUUGCAUUCAUCAUAGACAUUCGUUCACCACUAUAGUUAAGGGGCAUCUCAGGCCACCAUAGAGACGCCCUCACGUCUUACGGCGUGAUUGGCGGGACUCUGCUAUCGAUCCCGCCGCUAAGACCAUCUUAUCUCUACGACCGCCGCAACCAUGCCAGAGCACAAAGACUGGUUCAUCUCACUCACUCCCGAGGCAGCAUCCGGUAUCAAUAACGCUCUUAUCCGAAGGAUCACUCUCGACUGUCUUACGCAACUGCAUGACCGCCGAACUGAUAUUCUGUUUGCAAAGGACGCCGAUGCCAAGAAAGAAAGAUCUAUUGACUAUGGAUUGAUCCUUGGUCGCAAGGCUAGCGCUUUGGAGAUUCGAGAGGAUUCAGGCGACUUCAACAUCUCUUCGAUCUCGCGCGCUCAUGCUCGUCUCAACGUCACCCACAAGGGUCACGUUUACCUCACCGACUUGGGCUCGCGACAUGGAACCACCAUUUUGCACGCCGAUCGCGCCUCAGAUGCCAAUUAUAAGCUUUUGAACGGCCGCAAAAUGUCAAUACUCCCUUUCGCCCCUGUCCAGCUACUUGACGGCGAUGUCAUCACUCUUGGUCGAUCCAUCACAACCGCCACUGGCAUUCUGGAGCCACUUCGAUUGACAAUCCAUUUCCGAUGUCCUCAAUUCGGAGAGCCUCGCGCCCCCAACGGUCGGAAAUCAAUGGGGGUGGUCGAAAAGGCUUGGGCUUUGAGACAUUUCGCGGAGACUACUAAUACCAUCAUUGGCGUCUCGAGCAAAGUUCGUCGAUACAUCGCACAGACUGAAGGCACACGACAGGAGCCAGUAUGCCUGUCAGACUCGGGUAUAGAGAUGAAAGCAGAAGUCAAGGCCGAAGACGCCAUUUCGGUGGCGGACUCGGAAGACGAUCCUGCAUUCUGGGGAGAAGCUAUGCGCGCAACUCAGCAUGUCGAACUGGUCUCUGUCGAUGGAGUGUCUGCAGGCGAAUCUUCAGAUCAAGAGCGAUCUCAUGCAGGAUAUGGUGUUCCUCCUUCCAUCCUCUAUCAGAGCGAGUUGGACGAAGACCUUCCUCGUUCUCGUGCGAGCGAAGAUGCUGAAGACAAAGUCAUCCGUGUCACUUUGAUCCAAUCAGAACCGGUGGUAGAAGCUCCGAUUAUCGAGCUCCCUGUCGAGGUAGUGCCUAUCGUUUUGGAGCGACCUCAAGAAGACCAGGAUAUCAGCGCAUACGAUGCCGCUUCUCCCAUGGCUGACGCCGGGGACGAUCCUGAGUCCGAUGCCGCACGUGUCAAUGCCAGCUCACCUCAAGCCGUUGAAGUCGAUCAAUAUGAUUCUGCUGACGGUCGUUCACUUUCGCACGGAUCGAGUGCCGGAGACGAUUAUAUCAGUGACGAUGAUGAACUGCACAGUGAAGCAGAUGAGGAGAUGGAAGACGAAUACGAAGAUGAAAUCCCUUCGGAAGUCUCCUGGCUAGACAGCCCUAUCAGUGACAGUUUGCUCUAUGGAUCCGAUGUCACAUCCGCUGAAUCUCGCAUCUCUGAUGGAUCAGUGUCCGAUCAAUCCCAUGCCGACUCGCUUGGGCCUUUGCAACCCGCAUCAAACGUUUCCGAUCCCUCUGGUCUCGAAGCGCCCAUCCGAUCCGCUGCCCGACAACCCUGUGCGGCUGUGGGUCUCGGCGAUCUUCUUCUUGAGACUGCGGACCAUCAUGGAUCCAAUUAUGUCUCGCAGUUCGAACAAGCACAAGCAGCCUCGGUCGAAAAUGGUGGACCUGACGUCGAUCCAGAACACAUAGUCGACGAUCACGCGUCUGAAGCGGACAAGUAUGGAGACAAUUUCGAAGGGGUAGGGGGCAGGUGCUCUGAAGAUCACGCCGGUGAUAUCAUGGACAGUGUUCAGAACCUUUACGAAAGCUUAUUUGGCAUGGCUUCAGACGAUCACGCUCCCCAAGGACGUACCUCGAGAAGGAAUUCCGUAAGCAGCAGCCACCGCCGGAACAUAAUCAGAAACCGCGUACUGUCCGACUUGCCAUGUGACACAGACAUGACUUAUGCCGCCCAUCGUCCACAGGGAUCUGUCCGAAAUGACAACACUCUUACCGGCGUCACUGGGGCAGCAUCAGUCGAUGUCGAUACACACCCGCCCAGGGAAGGUCUCAACCUUUUAAUCAUGCUCCUCAUUGAGCAGAAGCAUCGUGAUGAAGCGGAACGAGUGCUCGGAUACCAUAAGCCAAAUGGGAUUCAACCUGAUUUAUUUGAUGGUCUCCUCGCCGCCAACCCAUCCGACCGCCCGAUACUCAUCAGCGACCUGGUCACAAUGGUCAGGAAGCUCGUUCGAGGGGCUGCUGAGCCCGGUCCCAAUCAAGAAGCGUAUAUCAAUCAAAUGAAAGCUGCAUGGAGACGAUGGGACAUGAGCCGGAACUCCUACCCUGAAAUUGCAGACACUGUGGAACGCUUCGGGGAUAGCAAACCUGAUGAAAGCAAAUCUAUCAAAUUGCUCUUGCGGCGAUACAGGAGCGUUUCGGCGCCCCAACGACAUAUCCGACGUGACUCGUUUGACGAAUCUUCCGACGGCCCCAUCACGCCUGAAAAUCGGAAAAGAUCUCUAGAGUCGGACGAAGAACAGGUCCAUAUCGUCCAAGGAUCGUCCUUCGCAAGCCCCAGCAUCACGCCUCCUCCAGCCAAAGUCGCCAAGCUGACCCUUGGCUCUACGCCUAAUCCCGCUCCUGCUCCUGGUCCACAGAGUACACUCGGCGCAACGCUCAAAGGGAUGAUGCUUGGCGUUGCGUUGGGCUCUGUCGGAACCAUCGUGGCUCUCAUGCAGAUUGCUGAUCAGUAGGAACCUUUGCGAGCCCCAUCACGACAUUGUACGAUUAUUUUUCUGUACCACCUUUUCGAAAAUGACGACCGAGCGAUCAGUUGUCAUCCUAUUCGGCUUCUUACCCUUGUACUCCUCUUCCCGUUGUGCUAUCUCCCUUGAGACCAUACUCCAUCGUAUCUUUGUACCAUUCCUCACUCUUUGAGCGUUGUGUUCCUAAAGUCAAAUUUCCGUUUUGCAUGUAUCUACACAAAAUGAAGAGACUCGGCCGCGAUUCCGUUCGAGGCACCCGCUAGACAGUCGGACGGCUCAGUAAUGACAUUACAGAUGACGG
Molecule: messenger RNA, 3188 nt
Organism: Kockovaella imperatae
Lineage: Eukaryota; Fungi; Basidiomycota; Tremellomycetes; Tremellales; Cuniculitremaceae
Exons: 4
Coding region: 194-2875 (893 amino acids)
Molecular function (GO): protein binding
Source: RefSeq, a predicted model, not a curated record